This is a messenger RNA of Kwoniella mangroviensis CBS 8507, 876 nucleotides long. RefSeq lists its product as uncharacterized. The record is from RefSeq and is a predicted model, not a curated record. Bases 1 to 876 code for a protein of 291 amino acids. The transcript is spliced from 5 exons. NCBI's taxonomy places the organism in Eukaryota, Fungi, Basidiomycota, Tremellomycetes, Tremellales, Cryptococcaceae.
AUGAUUGUACCUAUCAUCAUUGCCGCUUUGGCUAUCCGAUCCGUCAGAGGAGCCGCAUAUGUCGGUUGUGUAGAUCCUGCGAACAUUCCUACGGCUUCUGGAUCAACCACCGGAACCGACGUCACAGGCUGCAUCAGUUACUGCUCCUCACAAUCAUCCCCUUACGCCUUUUACAGCAAUGCCGACGGAUCAUGUACCUGUUCGAGUUCAGGGGCCGCUUUGAGUGCCUAUGAAGCAUCUCAAGAUUCUGUUGGAAGUUGUGCUGCCGACCAAGCCUCUGCAUGGUAUAUUAAUACGAAUUACGCCUUCGACAGCUGUGGUGACUCUGUGACGAAUGCGAAUGGUGGUCGAACGUCUUUCGUAGCAUCGGCAGAAGCGUGUCUGUCGGGUUGUACUACCGCUACAGCGGUUUUUGGUCGUCUUGCAGGCUCAUACAUGUGUACUUGUGCUUCUCAAACUACCAAUGAUGCUCCCAACGCAUGUCAAGGUGGACAAGCAGGAAGUGGUCUAUACUUGUAUACCCUUUCGAGUGUCGAGCCCACCGGUGUGGCCAGACGUCAGCUGAAGGAACGUCUGAGACGAGCCCAAGCUAUCCAGCAUCAGUAUUGUCCAGCGGGACUUACUGCCUGCCUGAUUGGAUCAGAUAGAGAAGCUUUCGAAUGUGUGGACACUCGAGCGGAUCUUGAGUCGUGUGGUGGUUGUUUGGGUGGCCUGUAUGGGCCAACAACCAGAAAUGCUACAUCUACUGGAGUAGACUGCUCUGCGCUGCCGAAUGUCGCUCUCGGAGGCGUCACCUGCACUCGAGGUCAUUGUGAGGUCUCAGCGUGCAAAUACGGCUACGCAUUAGUAAACAAGGAAUGUGUCAGGAUGCUUUAG